This is a messenger RNA of Nicotiana tabacum (common tobacco), 2485 nucleotides long. NCBI's taxonomy places the organism in Eukaryota, Viridiplantae, Streptophyta, Magnoliopsida, Solanales, Solanaceae. The record is from RefSeq and is a predicted model, not a curated record.
GCAUAGCUAUUAAAUAAAUACUAAAUAAUUGAAACAUCUUCGUCUUCUGUUCCUAACGACUACUAUACGCUACGCUUUCUUUAAGGAGUAAACAGAGAGCAAAAGCUAAAGCCAAACUUUGCCCAAACAGUUUUGAAAAUUUUCCCUUUUUAUUAUUCUGUAACUGUGUAAUUGCAUUGGUUUGUUAGUUUUCUUGGAUUUUUUUAUAUAUAAAAAGUAGUCUCCGGAAAUGUCCUCUCCGACGCCGGGAGCUUCCCCUGCUCCCACAUCGCCUCCGGCGCCUCCUACUAACUCUACUUCUCCGCCGCCAACUGCGGUGGCCUCACCACCAGCUCUUCCUGCACAAGCUCCUCCUCCUACUAGCCCUACGCCACCGGCCACCACUCCUCCGCCCACGGCCUCUGCCUCUCCUCCACCACCUUCCACCUCUGCUCCUUCCUCCUCCACCCCACCUCCACCAACAACACAAUCAACCCCAGAACCAUCUGGGUCUCCUCCUUCGCCACCUUCUCCGCCGUCUGGUUCUUCGCCUUCACCGCCGGCACCUUCAGGGUCAGGGAGGUCUCCGGCGGGUCCUAGAGGAGGAGGAGGUUCGUCGACUUCCUCACCGGCGUCAGAUGAAGGGUCCUCGGGCGUAUCGACCGGACUGGUGGUGGGAAUAGCCAUUGGGGGCGUUCUGAUUCUGGCAGUGUUGAGUUUGUUGUUCAUAUGUUGCAGCAGGAGGAAGAAGAGGAGAAAUCAUGGUCCAGUUGAGUACUAUCCUCCUGCACAACCACCACCUAUGGGGUAUAAAGACCCUUAUGGUGACCCUGUGCACCAUUGGCAACAUAAUGCUCCAUCACCUGCCGAUCAUGUUGUUUCAAUUCCACCAAAACCAUCUCCGCCACCUGCAGGGGCUUCACGACCUCCACACUCUCCAGUUACCGCUUCUUCACUUCAACCUCCUCCGCCUCCACCUUACAUGAGCAGCAGUGGAGCUUCGUCCAAUUAUUCGGGGUUUGAUCCACUUCCACCACCUUCUCCUGGAAUGGUUUUAGGAUUCUCAAAGAGCACAUUCACAUAUGAGGAAUUGGUGCGGGCAACUGAUGGCUUCUCCAAUGCUAACCUUCUCGGACAAGGUGGUUUUGGCUAUGUGCAUAGAGGGGUCCUUCCUAAUGGCAAAGAGGUUGCAGUCAAACAGCUAAAAGCUGGAAGUGGACAGGGUGAGCGUGAAUUCCAAGCAGAGGUUGAGAUCAUUAGCCGAGUACAUCACAAACAUCUUGUUUCUCUAGUUGGAUACUGCAUAACUGGGUCCCAGAGACUGCUUGUCUACGAGUUUGUUCCAAAUAACACCUUGGAAUUCCACUUACAUGGAAAGGGAAGGCCUCCAUUGGAUUGGCCCAUCCGACUGAAGAUUGCUCUAGGAUCUGCUAAAGGACUGGCAUAUUUGCAUGAAGACUGUCAACCUAAAAUCAUUCAUCGAGAUAUCAAGGCAGCAAAUAUACUUGUUGACUUUAACUUUGAGGCUAAGGUUGCCGAUUUUGGACUUGCGAAGUUAACAUCUGAUGUUAAUACUCAUGUCUCUACUAGAGUGAUGGGAACUUUUGGGUAUUUGGCUCCUGAAUAUGCUUCUUCUGGAAAACUUACGGAGAAGUCUGAUGUAUUCUCCUAUGGAAUAAUGCUUCUAGAGUUGAUCACCGGACGUCGUCCUGUUGACUCUAGUCAAACAUACAUGGAUGAUAGUUUAGUUGACUGGGCAAGGCCUCAGCUUACACGAGCUCUUGAAGACGAGAAGUUUGAUUCCCUAAUUGAUCCACGUUUAGGAAAUGAUUAUAACCAUAAUGAGGUAGCUCGGAUGGUUGCUUGUGCUGCUGCUUGUGUGCGUCAUUCAGCAAGGCGUCGACCACGCAUGAGUCAGGUUGUCAGAGCUCUGGAAGGAGAUGUGUCAUUGUCCGAUCUUAAUGAAGGGAUUAGACCUGGACACAGCACAGUAUACAGUUCACAUGGAAGUUCAGAUUAUGACGCAUCACAGUAUAACGAAGACAUGAAAAAAUUCAGGAAGAUGGCAUUAGGAAGCCAGGAAUAUGGCAGCACUGGCCAAUACAGUAAUCCAACAAGUGAGUAUGGUUUAUAUCCUUCUGGAUCAAGCAGCGAAGGCCAACAGACGAGGGAAAUGGAAAUGGAAAUGGGUAGGACGAAAAAAGACAGUAGAGGUUUCAGUGGAAGUAAAGGAUUUAUUGGAAGUUCUUGACACAAGAUAUGCAUUUCUGUACUGAUUCUUUUCUUUAGUGGGAUAAAUGAUUCAGCAGUUGCAAAAAUGGCGUGCUCUUUUUUUUUCCUUGGUUGGUUAACAUACAGAUAAUUCCUUCAAUUUUUUUUUCCUUUUCCAAGUUUGGAAAGUCAUCUUUCCCAUUGUAUUUAUAAUGGCUUAUACGGCAGACAUGAAUUAUGCUGGUGAUUCUUUUAAUCAAUGUUUCAGUGAUACUGAAGUUUGGUUGUUCGUAUC